AUGGAAGCAGCAAUGCAGAAACAGCUUUUUCCCAACCAUCUGCUAAUUUCAGCAAGAACACCGUCAUUUGUCCACCAGAAAUCGAGUUUUUCAACUCGAUUUUUGAGUUACUCCGGUUUCCCAAAAUUUCCGAUUGUUGAACGUCGUCAUAGGAACGCAAACGCAACGAAGAUUAAUGCGAGGAGAAGGAGAUCAAACAUGGAAACGGAUACGUAUGUAUUAAUGGAGCCAGGGAAGGCUGAAGAAUUUGUAGAUGAGGAAGAACUGAGAGUCAGAUUGAAGAACUGGCUAGAAAAUUGGCCAGGCACAUCGCUUCCUCCUGAUCUUGCAAGAUUUGAAUCCAUUGAUGAUGCUGUUUCCUUCCUUGUAAAGUCAGUUUGUGAACUCGAAAUUGAUGGAGAUGUUGGAUCGAUUCAGUGGUAUGAAGUUAGUUUGGAAUGA
Molecule: messenger RNA, 441 nt
Organism: Lactuca saligna
Lineage: Eukaryota; Viridiplantae; Streptophyta; Magnoliopsida; Asterales; Asteraceae
Source: the annotation of a GenBank genome assembly